Macrosteles quadrilineatus (aster leafhopper) is the source of this 5847-nucleotide messenger RNA. Its product is annotated as deubiquitinating protein VCPIP1-like. NCBI's taxonomy places the organism in Eukaryota, Metazoa, Arthropoda, Insecta, Hemiptera, Cicadellidae. Gene Ontology annotation, molecular function: cysteine-type deubiquitinase activity. The transcript is spliced from 13 exons. Gene Ontology annotation, biological process: endoplasmic reticulum membrane fusion; protein K11-linked deubiquitination; protein ubiquitination. The coding region runs from base 147 to 2312 and encodes 721 amino acids. The record is from RefSeq and is a predicted model, not a curated record.
AACCAUACCUUUACCGGCUCUACUACUCUACUAGUCCCUCCAAAAUUUGUUCCAUUUAUCCAUUUCCUUCCCUGGAGCAUGACGAUCACCAAUAAUGAAAAUUUAACGUUUUACUAAAAGUAAAGUAACUCUUAGACUCUUGCAAUAUGAGCAUGUUCUACAGCACAUGUUUAGACGAGUACUGUCACUACCGUAUUAUCUUCCCAGCCGAUUUGACAAAAGUGGUAUGUUGGGGAUGUGGACAGACACACAAUGUUGAGAAUUUGCUUGAUAAAAAACCCGUGGAGGGCUUAGAAACCAAUAUGAUAAGCCUGGUGACAGACACUCAGACAUCAAACCACAUCAGGGCCUCUCCUGAGACUAUAAAAGUGCUUGGAGUCUCAAACUACCAUCACAAGCUGUUGUCCCAUUUGCUGACGAGUCAUGGGAUGGACAAGGAGACAGGGAAGGCGAAGCCACUGAAAGAGCUCUUACAGAUGACAACCUUCGACUGUAGUGUAUUUGGAGACAGAUGCUUCAGUAUCGAGGAGAGACAUUUGAACAUCAGCGGUUACGGGAGAGAUGAAAGCGGUAGUGCUAGCUACCUGGCAGACACUCUAGCUCUGCUACUGCCGUACAACGAAAAUAUUGACACCCUUGUACCCUUACAUGCGGAUGGUGACGGCCAUUGCUUGGUACAUGCUGUCUCAAGAGCUCUAGUUGGCCGCGAGUUGUUCUGGCACCCUCUGCGGGUCAACUUGAAGAAACACUUCAAGGAUCAUCUUGACACUUAUGAGAAACUUCUAGGCGAUUUCGUCAACAAAUCAGAGUGGUCACGCAUCAUAGAGGAGUGUGAUCCAAACUUUGCAUCACCUGAUGGAAUUGAUGGACUGCGGCCUAUCCAUGUGUUUGGUCUGGCUAAUGUACUGCGCCGACCCAUCCUGCUCUUAGACUCUGUAGCAGGCAUGCAAUCUUGUGCUGAGUACGCAGCUUUGUACCUGCCUGGAUUGUUUACUCCUGAUAAGUGCUGCAACAAAGAAGGCCAACUAAACCCUCCAUUAUGCAUUGCCUGGAGCAGUGGCGCGAGGAACCACUACAUUCCUCUUGUCCCUGUCAAAGAACGGCCACUGCCACAAAUUCCUAAGACUCUUCUGCCUAAAGUGUGGCUGCUUCCCCAGUCUGCACUAGAGCAGUAUUUGAAAUUUAAUGAGAAAAACUGCGUCCUGAUCGGUGGCGAAAAGAGUGUACAAACUAGCUACAUCCUACAACUGACCCGUUCAAUGGAUGAUCUGUUCAUCAGCGAGUACGGUGUUGAUCCUCAACUGGUGACAGACGUCUAUAUUUACCACUAUAAAUACAAGAAUACCGGAAUGAGAAUGAUGUCCAUUGUGGACGAUACAUCAUCAGCUUUAAACCAGCACAGACUGCAGCGAUGUCUAGAAUGUCACGCUGUUAAUCGCCGUAUCGUGAGUGAGGAGUGGUUACGGCCGAGAGGAUUCCUAUAUAUGAUGGCUCAGCGACAAUAUGGGCUCCUAAUGGACGGUAGAAAGUACCCCUUCCAUAUAUAUGGUGUUACAUGCACUUACAACGCCCAAAAAGACUUGUUGGAAGUAGACUCUCCACCAAUUAAAGACAACUGUACAUUUUGCAGUGGCCAACUCCGCACAAUUCAUCCAGAUGGUACUGUAGCCUAUGAGGAUGGAGACAUCACUAUUGAUCCUGUCAAGAACCCUGCAAAUCGUUGCCCUUGCGGCUUUAAACAUUGGUGGAAAGGAAUGGCUUACGAUAAUCCACCAGUAGAGGUCACUUUGUUGCUAAAGUGGAAAGAAGUUAGUGUGACAGACACAAUACACUGGUUCCAGUAUGAGGCCAGUAGCCUGCACAACAGCAACGCACACCAAGUGGCCGCAUACCUGAUUCAGAAACACUUUCCAGGUGAAUUUGGCUCUCAACCGUUGCAGCAAAGCAUUGUCAAUCAAAUUUUAGAGAAGGUAAAAGAAUGUGAAGAAUCACUGCCCAAACAUAUUUUCAAAAAGAUUAAGAUAAAGGAAUCAGAGACCAAAGAGAUUUUACAGGAGAAUUUACCGCUCACCCCUCCAGAUGAAUCUUCAACUGAUAUGAUGGAUCUAGGCUCUAAGAAGGAUGAAGCUAGUGGAUGGACUAACCCUCCACCAUCACCAGUAGACCUACAACGUGAUGAAAUCUCAAGCUCAACAGAAACUACUGCAGAGCGAGACCACCGUAAAGGCCCAGCUAUUACGAUGCUUUCGUCAACGCCAUUACAGCCAGACAAAAUGGCUAUGGAUCGAUUCAUGGACUUGAUGAAACGCUAAGCUUUGUCACCGAGCUCAAUAUAUAGUUAAGGCUCAGUUCGGAUAUUUUCGGAUCCGUAUAGUUCCACUUUUGGUACUUAAUAAACCCAGUCACUGUGGUACCGAGUAAAUACAUUCAAAUUCAAAUAUAUUUACUAUGGAAAUUACAACAGCUUGGCCUCACCAAGUUUAAAAAACUUGUCGGUGAGGUCCAAUUGAUGCAUAAGGCUAACAAACAAUUAGUUUAAAUUUUUUUCUUUUUUUUACAAAGUUUUAUUAAUAUACUAUAUCUCUACAGCGGUUUGUGGCAUGCACUUUAACUUAAUUUUAUUUAUUUAAGUAAUGAUUUGCGUUUACAUCCACAAAAUAAAAAUAUAUACAGGUACUCCUCUAUUUCCUGUAAAUUUUCUUGAUCUGUGCACAUAUUCAACUCCAUGUACUCCUUUUAAAUAGCUUUUAAAUAUCGAUGCUCAUUCAUUUACACUGCUCUAGUCAGUGGAGUUAUCGCUCGUGUGAACUGAUACCUCGCCGGGCCGCCAAAUUCUAGUCACAGCCUGGCAGCUAAAUGGCAGUGUUGCUCAUGUGAACACAAUGUCGACUGCGUGGCUACUAACCUCAGUAGGUUUUUGGCCUCACUAAGAUCAACUCACCACCUUUUUCUCUCUUAUAUCUAUUUGCGCUGUCAAUCUGUCUGCUCUUAAUAUAUCUGUCGGCUGUGCGAUGUCACAAUAGAGACAUCAUUAAUCCAGACUGUUGUUAUCUUACACUUUUACAAGAGUUAUUAUGUUUAAAUAUGAUGUUAUACUUUUUAUCAGUUAUCUUAUAUUUUUAUCAUCUAAAAAAAAUUAUUUGUUUUCAACUACAGGCACAUAAAUGUUUGUUAAUUAUUAUUAUCGACGUGCAUCUGUUCUGCAGGACUGGUUUCCUCACAAAGGUCAAUAACUUAUAAUAUCAUGAUUGCGCAAUAUCAUAUUUAAGGAAUGUUAAAUUACAAAACAUGACUGGAAUGUCUAUUUACAUAGUAUUACAGUGUUUAUUGGGUUUGCUGCUUAUUUUUAACUUGCUAUAACAUUAAUUUAUAUAUUAAUUUAUUUUCUAUAUUUUGUUAAUUAUUUAAAUGUCAAACUAUCUGAUUCCAAAAAUAUCUUAAUCCAAACAUUACAAUAUCCGAGCCGAGCCUUAACUAUCCGAUCCAAACUGUGAACUACUAUAGGAAUGUAGUUCAGUAUGUCUAUCUUUUUGUCAAUAUAUAAGACAUAGUUUUUAUUAUAAAUCAGAUGAUCGGAAACAGCAGGGCUGUGUUUGUGAAUGGAUAGUUUUGGUAGCAGUUCCUUUUACCUUGUGUUGCAUGAGCAAGUGGUUUGUCCAAUGUAAAAACUAGAGCAGCUGUUACAACUGGUAUUAAUUCUAAAACGUUUAUUGGAUUUGUUUCAAAAAGUUUAAUUAAUUUUAUGUAGCAUACAAAGUUUGAUGACACCUAAAUAACGAUAUUGAAACUUUUAAGUUCUGAAAUUUUGUUCACAUAUGACCUUGAAUAAGUUUUUCUCAAUUUGCUCUAGUUUAUUAUUUAAACAUGACAAAAAACGUCAAAUAAAGCUCUAUGUGUGAGUAACUCUUAAUAUGAAUUUUAGAAAAUUUUUAGCUCCACCAUGUCACUACAAAGAUACUUGUGAUAAUACUGUAGGUUACCGAGUCAAGUACUCAAACAAAAGUGAUAUAAAAAACCAAAAGCAGUAUUUAUAUUGAAGUGUAAUUUUCACUGUUUACAGAUUUUCCUUUCUUAAAGUUUUUUGACAUACAGUGUCAUUACUGAACGUGAAUAGUUAGUUAGUUUAGUUGAUUCAACGUUUUUUUUAUUUGAAUACAUGAGCCAAUACAGAUAUAAUUCUAAAUGUAUUUUUGAAACAAAGGUUAAUGUAUUAAAUAUAUUUUAAUAUGAAUGUUUUUGCCUGGUAAAGAGUUGGAAAAUAAUCCCUUUAAAGGAUUAUUUUUGUAAAGUUUUUAAGUCCAAUGUUAGCCAUACCAGGGGAGGCUUGCAUUCCUUAGUCAAAACUCAGUUCCUGUCUUAAGACUGAAAUAUUUAAAUAACACCAGUGUUUACAUUUUGUAUGAAUAGCUUUAUAAGAGCCUUGUAAUAUAGUGUUUUCCUACAUGUUUGGAAGUUACGAAUGUGAAAUGUAUAUUUUUAUACGGAGAAUUAUCAAUUGCUAAGACUUAAAACAUUCCAAUGGACCAAACUUUCCAAUACAAGUUAAUUUAUGGUCCAUGUUAUCGAAUAGACUGAAUACCUACUUGUUUGAAUCUCACCUUUGGCACAACCGUGUAUGGUUACCCCCUGUUACCAAAAAGUGCAAUAACUCACAUGUCAUUUUUGUGUGAAGAUGUUAGAGAAAUUAUAUUGUUAUUCUCGUUUGAAUUAUUUCUUUUUGGAUUAACAACAUGGGAAAGUAAAUAAAGAUUAAGAUCAACAUCAUCCAAAGCCUUAAUUUCACUCUCCAUAUUUAGUUUGAUAGGGAAAUGCAUUUACCAGUAUUGUUGAUUACCUUAUGUAUUUGACUUGAAGCUGUAAGUAGCAUUACUUAUAACUAGAUAUUCUGUUUAGUGUUUAUGUUUCUUCAGAUAUUUAGACAAAUUGUGUUAAAACUUACCAAAAUAUGUCUUUUCUUUAGCUUAUGUUUAUAGUUGUUUUCUCAUUUGUAAUUUUAUCGCCAAAGAAUUUAAUACUAAAUAAGGAAUAAUGAAGUUGACAAAAAAGUAUAGUUUAUUUAAUGUAAUUUAAUUUUUAUUGCAAAAAGUUGUUAAAUGUAACGUAGUCUUUGUUGGAGUUAUUACAAAUUACCUAAAAUAUGCCAACCAAAUAAAUAAAUGUGCUAAACUUAUUAAUUAAUGGCCACAUGAACUACAAUGCUAGUUUCAUACUCCUUAGCAUUGUAAUAAUUGGUUUUAAUUUUUUUAAUCUUACAAUUAAUUUUACCUAAUCAUUGUAUUUUACAAAAUAUUUUACUUACAUUUUAUAAAACUUUUCUUUGGUAAAAUACUAUCCUCUUUCACAUGUUUCAUCAAACUAUCUCAUUGCAUCCACUUCACUUUUGUACUAUUUUACAUUUUCAUUUUACCUUAUUACACUUUAAACUUUUGCAUUUGAACAUUAUUUGGAUACGAUUAGAUGAGAUUUUGUUCUGUGUUCUUGACAAAAUUUGUAUGUACCUCCAACAAGACUUCUUCUUAAUAGUUAUUUUGUUCAUACAUAUUGGAAAUUUUAGUUUAAACAACUAAUCUCAAAAUGAAUGGUGCUCGUUAGUGUAAAGUGAAUCAUCCAAAGAUACGUUAUAAAAGUGACUGUUAAUCUAGUUUGUUUUAUAGUUCCUACUCCACGUAUUGUAUGUUGGGUUUCGACUUGUAACGAAGGGGUACUUGAGCAUGGCUCUUGUGGACCUCAGCAGGAAGUGCCAUGAUGCUUUACUAAAACAGUUAAGCAUUUAUUGUUAGUGUUUAAUGACAAUAAGUAUUAUUACCUAUUGUAUAUUUUCUUGUUAUAAACAUUGUCAUUUUUUAU